AUCUUAAAGCUUCUAUUUAGAUACCAAACAUAAAUCUUGGGAUCGACGGCUGAGGAAAACCGAAGCGACGCCCAUGAUGAUAACAGUGGCUUCUCCACGCCCUCCCCGAAUCUCCCCGUCGUCGACCUUUCCAAAACCUGCUAGCUCUUCUGAACAUCCCAGCGUCCUCCCGUGCGUUUCAAUCCCAUUUCGCGGUUUCCAAUCCAGGGUGCGCACGAGAUCUUUCUUUAGGUGCUUCUGCGCCGAGAAGGAUAGCGCAGAUGAACUGUUCGAGGGGUUUUCAGUGCUUCCAUCCGACGUACCAUGGGAAAAUAGUGACGUAUGGUCCAUAUGUGCGGCCUAUUUCUUCGUCUUGCACGUUCCUUUGAGCUUUGGAGGGCUCUCAGUCAUCGCUCAAAUUCUUCAUGAACCUAACCUUGAUCCGCUGACAAUGGUGAACGAGCUAUUCCAGAUAGCAAAUGUUGUGUCCAUCACUGUGCUACAAGUUACAGAGUAUGUUGGAGUUUCAACACUGUUGCAUUUUAAUGCAAAGCCGCAAUAUGAUGUUUGCAGAUUCUUCCAUCCAAAGUGGUUUUGGGGAGGAAGAAGCUGCAUCACAGCAUCUAUUGUGGGGAUUGGUACUUUGAUUGGGCUAGUGUUUCUCACAUCCAUAGUUGCUGACAUGCUGGUUGGACCUAAGGAUGUGAAUGAUCCGAUCUUGAAAAAGAUUCUUUCGGAUAGCCCUUUGUCUAUGAUGUCAUGCUUUUUUCUGUAUUGCCUCGUUAGUCCUUUGUUGGAGGAAACUGUUUAUCGGGGGUUCCUUCUAUCAUCUCUAUCCUCCACAAUGAAAUGGUGGCAAGCUGUUAUUAUUAGUUCAUUUGUUUUCAGCAUUGGCCACUUCUCUGCUGAAAGAGGAAAGCAACUAAUAAAUCAAACGGACUAUCUUGUCAAAUGCAUAUGCUGACUAAAAUGUGUUCUUCCUUUGGGUAAAGGAGAAAGAUACUAAAGGUUUCCUAGGAAAGUUCAAAAUUGAUUGCAGGUGGCAUCGCCGACUUUCUUAUGGAGUAUGUUACUGUUUUCAUUGACAUGUAUUCACCAGCUGCAUUCCUUUUAAGCUGAGGUUUUGCCCCUUCGAUGCCAGCAAACCAUUUUGUGGGUCAUAAUU
Molecule: messenger RNA, 1144 nt
Organism: Musa acuminata AAA Group (dessert banana)
Lineage: Eukaryota; Viridiplantae; Streptophyta; Magnoliopsida; Zingiberales; Musaceae
Exons: 5
Coding region: 74-943 (289 amino acids)
Biological process (GO): CAAX-box protein processing
Cellular component (GO): membrane
Molecular function (GO): metalloendopeptidase activity
Source: RefSeq, a predicted model, not a curated record